Molecule: messenger RNA, 291 nt
Organism: Drechmeria coniospora
Lineage: Eukaryota; Fungi; Ascomycota; Sordariomycetes; Hypocreales; Ophiocordycipitaceae
Exons: 1
Coding region: 1-291 (96 amino acids)
Source: RefSeq, a predicted model, not a curated record
AUGCCUUUCUUUUCUUCUACCAAGCUCACCAGUGCCUACGGUCCAUUCGCCGACCGCGAAAGCGCCAGGUCGAUCCUAACCGACAUCAUCGGCUCCAGCCGCCCCAACAGCGCAAAGAACUCCCCAGCCUGCUCCAAGCCCAGCAGCGAGACCAGCAGCGAGACCAGCUCCAUCGCAUCAAAAUUCGCCAAUGACCGCAAGAGCAGCACCACGCCCUCCACUCGCAGCUUGAACAAGAAGGAACCCCUGGUCAAGACCAUCCCCACGCCCCCCAUGCGCUUCGUCAACUAG